AAUUAGUUAGAACACCAAGGGCCGAUAUGAAAAAUUGGAUUGACAUAUAGCUAAGAUAAGAGAACUUUCAGUUGUUUCUGUUACUUGAGGAACCCUUUCCUUAAUUUGGAGAUGGAGUUAGCAGUGCACGCUUUGUCAUUCACCUCCUUCUCCAAGAACAGGGAGUCCAAGCUUCAAGGUCGUACUAUACCAGAUCCCGCUACUUGUUCUUCAAUUGAUGUGAAAUUACAAGAACAAGGGAGAAAAACAUCCACAGUAUGCUAUUCUCUACCAGAGACAGCUGCCUCUGUGGCAAUUGCUGCUACAGCUGUGGGUGCUGCAAUUACCCUUCUAGUGAGAAGAAACAAACCAUCCGAGGCAGAUGAGAUUCCACUCAAAACAUGUGAAGAUUGUGGUGGUUCUGGUAUAUGUUCUGAAUGCAGUGGUGAAGGGUUUGUUCUUAAGAAACUGUCAGAAGAGAGUGCUGAGAGAGCAAGAUUGAGUGCAAAGAACAUGGCCACUCGAUAUACAGCAGGGUACAUUUUAAGUCUCUCUCUCAAUCUCUAUCUUUGGCAUACACAGGCACUUGCGCGCCCACACAUGCACACACACAGAAACAGCACAAUCUUCAUCGUAGGAUUGAUACAACGAGGUACACCUUUUCAGGCUUCCAAAGAAGUGGAGCUACUGUACGAAGUGCUCCUCUGCCCGAUCUUGUAGUGCUUGUGGUGGCAGUGGAAAGUUGAACUAUUAAUUUCAUGCUACAUCUCUUUGCUUCUAAUUAAUAUUGGUAAUCUAAGCUGCUUCAAUGCCUAAUUCUGAAAGAAUACAAGGAACUCACGGUCAAUGAAAUUGGAAGUGAGUUCAUUUUUUUCCCCUGUACAAUCCACCUUGCGAGUAAUGUGUGUAUCUUAGUGUCAAUUCCACCUUUCUCAUUGGGAUUUUGCACAAGUAUGAUCUGUUAUGUAUUGAACCAAUUGGUGAUCAAUAUUUUUUAUGUAGUAGUAUUUUUCCUUGCUAAUAUCACACAAGUUUGCUUCUGAACUA
Populus trichocarpa (black cottonwood) is the source of this 1026-nucleotide messenger RNA. RefSeq lists its product as uncharacterized. The record is from RefSeq and is a predicted model, not a curated record. The transcript has 3 exons. Lineage: Eukaryota; Viridiplantae; Streptophyta; Magnoliopsida; Malpighiales; Salicaceae. Bases 112 to 699 code for a protein of 195 amino acids.